UGGGGGGGGCAGAAAGCCAGACCCAGGGCAGGCACUCGUUUUGGAUGAACGAAGCAGCGGACGCGGCAUCUCCCGUCUCGUGAUCGCCGCUCACCACGGCAGGAGGUCCAUGUCCCCGUUCAGGGCCACGUCUGCCGCGGGCGGCGGUUGGCAUCUUCGCGGCUCCACGGUGGCGCUCUUGGUGCUGCUGCUGCUGUGCUGCAUGGCGGAGCUGGCGAGCGGCCAGCGGGCGGGCGGCCGGCGAGAUUCGACAAGGAGGGCCCCCUCCUCGUUGCGCCACAAGAGGCCCCAGGCAAACCCGAUGCCCGCUUCGUUGUACGGGAGCGACGGCCCAGACGUGAACUUGACCUGCGCCAUGGAGAUCGCCUUCCUCAUCGACAGCUCGGAGAGCGCCAAGGGCAGCAACUACAAUUUCGAGCAGAAGUUCGUGCUGGACUUCACGGCGAUGCUGCAGAGGGAGGCCGGCCUCGCUGGCAUCCUCAGCUGGAGGAUCGCACUCCUCCAGUACAGCAGCACGGUGCGUGUGGAACAGAUGCUGCAUGACUGGCAGGGACCGGACGAUUUCUCCGCCCGGGUGCGGCAGAUGACGUACAUCGGACACGGCACGUACACGGCGUACGCGCUGGGAAACCUCACGGAGCUGUACGACGAGCAGGCGCGGGCCGACUCGGUGCGAGUCGCCGUCCUCGUGACGGACGGCGUCGACCACCCGCGUGGCCCCGACCCGGCGCAGGCGGCGGGGGCGCUACGCGCGCAGGGCACGCGCCUCUUCGUGCUGGGCCUGAGCAACGUGGCGCGCCAGCCGGACAACACGGCCCGCCUGCAACUCAUGGCCAGCGCGCCGGCCACGCGAUACGUGCACGACCUGCGCCACCCGGCCACGCUGGGCACUCUCAUCGCCGAGCUGAACACGCUUGCCGAUGAAGAGUGUCCCAAGCAGCCGGCGUGCCAGUGCGAGAAAGGCGAGCGUGGAGCUGCGGGGAUCCCGGGUAGGAAAGGAAAACCGGGAAGGGAUGGUGUGCAUGGUGAAAGAGGACAAAAGGGCGACGCCGGGGUGCCAGGAACCCGUGGAGCUGAUGGCGCGGAGGGCCGGCCAGGAUUUUCAGGGGAGAAGGGUGACAGGGGUCAGUGCGGAGCCGCCGGCGAGAAGGGAGACAGGGGACCAGACGGGCCGAGUGGCCCAAGGGGACCCGAAGGCCCGAAGGGGCCUCCAGGACCUUCAGGUGAACAAGGCCUCGAAGGCAUCCAGGGACCAAAGGGAGAGAGGGGCUUGCCUGGCCCUCCAGGUGUGCAGGGGGAGGCGGGCAUUGGACACCCAGGACCUAAGGGCGACUUUGGUUUCCCAGGCAGAGCCGGACCUGCGGGCCCCGCUGGGAUCGGUGAACCUGGGCUACCGGGUGCACCAGGACCUCAGGGACAGCCGGGCGAGAGAGGCCUCGCAGGGGAAGGGUUUCAGGGCGCCAAGGGAGACCGAGGGAACGAUGGCCCACGGGGCCCCUUGGGGCCGGCGGGUUUCGGACAAAAGGGCGACAAGGGGGAGCUGGGGUUUCCCGGACCUGCAGGAUCCACGGGGCUGUCAGGCAAAGGUCUUCCAGGGGACAAGGGAGAUCAAGGCCCCAGGGGCUUGCCGGGCCCAAGAGGUCCUCCUGGUGAAGGCAUUCCUGGACCCAAGGGGAUCCAAGGCCUGCGGGGAGACCUGGGACCAUCCGGCAUCGGCCUGGAGGGCCCGACGGGCCCAAAGGGAGAACUGGGAUCUCCCGGCCUCAGCGGGUUGCCUGGGCAGCGUGGAGACGAUGGCGCUGACGGGCAGAAGGGAGAGACUGGUUUGGCUGGGCCCCGCGGGCCAGACGGGCCACCAGGGAUUGGCCUGCAAGGGGAAAAGGGAGACCAUGGACCAAGGGGACAAAAGGGCUUUCCAGGCAGCCCAGGCCCGGUGGGAGUCACGGGGCCCAAGGGCCAGCCAGGGCUGCCGGGGGUCGUCGGCUUGCCAGGACCCGCGGGCCACGGCAUCGUGGGCCCAAAGGGCGAGCCCGGCCCUGCUGGACCUCAGGGGCUCAUAGGUGAGAUCGGGAUUGGCCUGCAGGGACCAAAGGGGGAGAGAGGAUUCCCAGGUGCGAUCGGACCCCAAGGCGGCAAGGGAGAGGGCUACCCAGGCCCCCAGGGCCUGCCGGGCCUGCCGGGAUUCAGGGGCGAGCCGGGACUCGAAGGCGUCGGGCUGCCCGGUUCAAAGGGGGACACAGGGGUUCGGGGAUUACCGGGAGGUCGGGGCCCCCCAGGAGAGGGGCAGCCUGGUCCAAAGGGAAACGUCGGCCGGCAGGGCCCACCUGGGCCCCAUGGACCGUCUGGGGAGGGCAUCCAGGGAGCCAAGGGGGAGCAGGGAUUCCAGGGCCUCCCUGGACCACGCGGGCCCCUCGGGGAGGGUAUCCCCGGACCAAAGGGUGAUCGAGGGCUGCACGGAGAGAGGGGUCGCAAGGGAGAUGCGGGCGACCCCGGGGAGAAGGGCUCCCUCGGUGCUAUGGGCAGGGUCGGCCAGAAAGGCGAUCCGGCACUGACUAGGCAAGAAAUCAUGAAGUUGAUAAAAGAGAUAUGUGGCUGUGGAGUGAAGUGCCGGCAGCGUCCGCUCGAGCUCAUGUUUGUGAUCGACAGCUCCGAGAGCGUGGGCCCCCACAACUUCCAGAUCAUCAAGGAGUUUGUGAGCGCGCUCACCGAGAAGCUGCCCAUUGGCCGCAACGCCACCCGGGUGGGCCUGGUGCUGUACAGCCGGGAGGUGCAGUUGGAGUUCGGGCUGGGCCGGCACGCGAGCGCCGCGGAGGUGCGCCGCGCCGUCACCGCCAUGGCCUACCUGGGCGAGGGCACCUACACAGGCACGGCGCUGCAGCGCGCCGUCGCCGAGGGCUUCGCGGGCGCCCGGCACGGCGUGCCCAAGGUGGCCCUGGUGCUGACGGACGGCGAGACGGACCCGCGCGAGCCCUACCCGCUGGGGCAGGCGGUGCGCGGGGCGCAGGCGGCGGCCGUCGAGGUGUACGCCAUCGGCAUCGUGAACCGCAGCGACCCGGGCCACGCCACCUUCGUCGCGGAGCUCAACCUCAUCGCGUCCGACCCGGACGAGGAGCACGUAUACCUCAUCGACGACUUCAACACGCUGCCAGCACUGGAGAUGAAGCUCGUGAGCCAGCUGUGCGAGGAUGAGAACGGCACGCCUUUCUCGCCGGCUCCAAAACCUCCCGUGCGUACGCAAGCCCUCCCUGUGACGCCGCACAAUGGCAGGAGCCCGGAGGAGCGCGGGAAACGCAUGCAGGAUCGAAACGGGGAGCCGGGACACUUUGGCAACACCGUCGAGGCGGUCACGGCCACCUCGUUGCUCGUGACCUCCGUGACCCCGGAGUCCUUCCUGCUGACCCGGCGACCCCCGACCCCGGACCAUGCACUCAGGUGCCAGGUUCAGUUGGACCAGGGACCCUGCCGCAAUUUCACCUCCCGCUGGUACUACAACGGUGACGCCAACGCCUGCGGGAAGUUCUGGUACGGAGGCUGCAAAGGAAACGACAACAACUUCUUGACGUCCGAAGAGUGCCAAAGGACGUGCAUCGGGUCUCAUGCCGAAGGGUUGGGGCCAGAUGGACGGUGAAUCUCAAGCAGCAAUCACGGAGCCCGUGCCCCCCCCCCGCCCGCCCCCCACAGGGGAGGAGAGCGAGGCAGUGAGGCGCCGGCCGUGUCAACAUCUCCCCACAACCGGCCCUCGCGUUAAACCGAGCUCGUAAUUUCUGGAUGUCGACGAAAAGAUUUGCGAAGCACGAGAGAGCACUCAGGUUUCGUCUCAACGACCACAACCGUUCGUGUCACUUUUCGAAACGCCGCACAUGCUUUUUGCGCGUGUGCGGGUUUUUAUGGAGUGGGGGGAGGGGGGUUUACAUGAAAACUAAAAAUAACAAUCCUGUGUUUCAUUAUCCACCAGAGGACUAUAUAGUUUAUAUUGGAUCGUAAAAUGGGCAUUAUUGUCCUUGCUCAGUCGAUGCAAAUAUUAAUUGCGUAAAGGCACUAAAGCAGUAUUUAACCACGUAAUAAUAUCUCCCGGCCUCGAAACAGAAUGAUUACAGCUAUCGCGCAGAAUUCUGCAAUGGGUGCUCAAUGCUGUGAUUUCAGUUUGAGGUCUUGUGUAAUCUUGCGGAAGCUUUCGAAGGUUCCCCUCCCGUAACCUCCUCUGUACGCUCUGCACAUUUCUCAGGAUGCCACCGGUAUUUUGGCCAUUGUCUUAACGUGCAAAAAUUCGAUGCCUCUACAGUGUUUGGGGAAAACUGUACAAUGCAGCAGGCCAUUGGAAAAUGUAUGAAAUCCUCUUGGUUGUUGUGUUUUUUUUAAUUGUUGUUGAAUUCUGGGAUGAUUUUUGGCAGGGGUUACUCUUUAUUUUUUUUAUGAUGAUGAUGAUGAAGAGGGGGGGGGGCGGAUGUUCAGUGUAGUGUGAGAGUGUGUGCCCAAACGGUUUCAGAUAAGCCAUUGAUACAUUGCCCAGAAUUAAUCACAUGUACUGUUAAUAUUAUUACAAAGGCUGCGUUAAAGCAAUAAUUGCAUAACAAAGAGUGACGAUGAUACAAGCUGUAAGAGAUUACGUGAUUGUUAAGGAGGGCUACAUUUGUGCAAUGUCGCCCUCUGUAGACUGUGGGGCUACGCUGUGGACAGCAGAGGGUAGUGCUGCAACAUCCAUUGUUGUACCAUACCUCUAUGGUCCCCAACAUCUAUGCCCCCUGCCUUCAACCUGCACUAACCAAAUUGGUACAGGCCCCCAUCCAGCAGUGGAUUGACAAAUAAGGCUGCUGUACGUGAACUGUUUAGGGUUUUUGUUCCAUUGGGUUUUGUAUUUUGACAUUAUAAGGCCUAAGGACUGAUUAAACAUCUUGAGCCAACAGAAACCUCCCAAAAUUAACGCUCAUAUUGCGUUAGUGUCCGACAACAGUGUGGUGGGAGCCGAUUCUAGAGAACUCAAUACAAUUAGUGAGAAGACAUUUGAUUUCAAAGCGUCCACACGUCUCCCACCAAUCGGAACACACUUAAAAAGGCCUUUAACAUUCCCCCAAUACACUCUGUCCAUCAUAGACAGUGUGAUCUACUUACAAUUUUGAUAUAUUGCGGUUUUAUCACGUUAAGGCCGGCGAAUACAGGGGCCACCACGCUAAUUGUUCCGCCUUUGUCAAUCCAUCAAUUGCUGGAAUUAUUUCGAAACUGAAACUUCACCAUUUUUUUUUAUUUUACCAUUUCAGGUCCACUGAGUUAUAUAGCUCUUAUUCAGAAGUGACCUGGCCACAAAUGAUAGCUCAACGAAGUGGCUUAUAACAUGACAAUGUAUUGCAGCCAAAUACUCUAAAUGCAUGUUGAUUCUAAACUUGGAGGGAAAAACCAGAGGACCCGGAAAAAAAAUCCACGCGACCACAGGGAGAGACCAUGCAAAUUCCAAAUAUACAACAGGCGUCGGGGUCGGGAUCGAACCCAUGCCCUCCUGCAUACCGGGCGAGGUAGUUAACAUCCCGUGGUACCCCACGGUGGCGAGAUGUCACCGAGGCCCUGUCCUGCGACUGAAUUCUGGAGAGUAUUUCCCUGCCUCCCUACCCUCACUCACUACCGUUGAGGGCAGUGGGAAGGAUUGUGGGAGGGGGCGGGGGGUCUGAGGAUCUGGGAGUUGAGGGGGGGCAGGCUCAGAAAAUAUCCUAUCUAAAAACUAGGCCCCGCCAACACACACGUCUCUUGUAACCAAUCAUGUUCUGCACCAGACCAGGGUCAUAGAAGUCAAUGGGAUAUCUAAAAUUGGAUCACCCCCUACUACCAACAGCAAUCAGCGAGAACAUGCUCAAUAACAAUGCACGUGGCUGCAUGCCGGCUUGUAUGUAUGUUGAACUUCGUUCGCACCGUACGGAGCGAACCAUAAUAAAGGUUCACUCAUGCAAAGUUGAAAGCCAUUUACAUUGAUUUGGCUUUUCGCCGGGCUGUGUGAUCACAAGUUCCUACUCGGAUCGUUAAGAGUUGUACCAAUGUGAACAAAAUGUGUUCCAUAUGUAUUGCUAUUACACGCACCAUAAGUCAUGUACAAUACUCUUUGAUGUGUGUGAUAAAUAAAUAAAGGAUGUACACACGUUAACAAUUUAAAGGCCUGUUUUGCACGUGCCAAUGUGCAUGAAAUACCGUAGCAAGGAUCGUCACGCAUCUAGUAACUUUGGCAUCUGUUGGACAGGUAUUUUCCUCUUUACAUUUAACUUUCGUUUAAAAUAUAGCACGUAAAACAGAACAAUAGAGGAACGCAUUUUUUCCAAAAAAUUCAGUAAAUAAAUUUUGGCAAAAAAGAACCCAAAGUAUAGCACUUGAUAAUUCCUUGAAAAAAUAGUGAAAAAUUCCAGACAGUAUAGUUAAUGCCCCGCUUUACGUCGGGGAUGCGUUCAUGAAAUGUGCGCCGAAUAUCGAAACGGCGUGUGUUUUGGCUAUCCCAGUGUUCUUCAUUGCAAGGCCCACGGAGCCACUUGCAGCCCCUGACGUGUGGCCCCUGAUCAUACACACGUGAAUACACCCCUUCACGCUGUCAAACCCAACGAGUUCAAAUGUGUGGCGGCUCUCAUACCGAUGUCUAAUCGGCAAAAGUAUCCCUCCUUUGAAAAUGAGUGCAGAACGCUGCUCUACCUGGUUUUACCCGAGGCCUGUUUUUUGGAACUACGGGGGUGAUGUUUCGGCUUUUGGCGGUCUGCCGCUGUUCAUACUCUCAUCUCCGUGUCAAAAAGUAGAGCCGUGAGAGUGCUGUAUCCGUUGGACGGUGUGAAUGAAUCGUCUGUGGGAACAGUGUAUUUAGGGGCCAUCCA
Lethenteron reissneri (Far Eastern brook lamprey) is the source of this 6836-nucleotide messenger RNA. Its product is annotated as collagen alpha-1(XXVIII) chain-like. Lineage: Eukaryota; Metazoa; Chordata; Hyperoartia; Petromyzontiformes; Petromyzontidae. Gene Ontology annotation, biological process: extracellular matrix organization. Gene Ontology annotation, molecular function: serine-type endopeptidase inhibitor activity; extracellular matrix structural constituent conferring tensile strength. The record is from RefSeq and is a predicted model, not a curated record.